Colletes gigas is the source of this 6124-nucleotide messenger RNA. RefSeq names its product cytospin-A-like. The transcript has 15 exons. Gene Ontology annotation, molecular function: protein binding. Gene Ontology annotation, biological process: actin cytoskeleton organization. Bases 413 to 5221 code for a protein of 1602 amino acids. NCBI's taxonomy places the organism in Eukaryota, Metazoa, Arthropoda, Insecta, Hymenoptera, Colletidae. The record is from RefSeq and is a predicted model, not a curated record. Gene Ontology annotation, cellular component: microtubule organizing center; filamentous actin.
CGCAGCACAUGCAGUUCCGCAUUCGUUCGCCACCGUCCCGAGUCGCGCGUUCCAUCCAUCGAUAAUUGUGGUGAAAAAAAAAGUGGCCGUCGUUUUUACCAUGUCCGAUUACACGCCGAUAGCAUUCCAGGGCUUGUUCGGAGCAUUCUGGCGACCCUUCCUGGUUAACUUAACGCGUUACGCUCUUCGGAAGAAGUUUCGAUUCUAACAAGAAGAAUCCCCUGCCUCCUGAACGAAGAACACCAAUAGACGUUCGGUGAUUCUGACAGAAUUCCAAUCGAAGGCAGCCCGGGGGGAAAAGGCAACGGAAAAAUGGAUUCUCACGAUGGCAACGCGAGGUCCACCCGUCGUGAUCCGUGGCUAGAUCUACGUGGGACGCCACGAGCCAUAAUCAUGCCAGGCUCGAAGCGGAAUGUCCGUCGGUUCGGGAGGACGGGCACCGUUUAAACGGGCGACAGCCACCACUGUGCCGAUCACGGAUAAGUCCACGAAAACACGAUCCAAGCCGGAAUCAAGGUCGGCGUCCGGAACAGGAAAAAAAAGAGACGCGUUCGCGUCGCUUUUCAGCCCGAAAAGGCCAGCGAGCAGAAAAGUCGAACGUUCUAGUGGCGGACACGAGGCGAAGCUAAAAGAGCGGUUAAUAGGACAACAAAACCAACAGCAGUCGCAGCAACAGCCGACGCAGCCGCAGCAGCAACAACAGCAGCAACAAAUUCCGCUGCGUCAGGCGCCCAGCGCCUCCUCGCUCGAGGCGAAAAACGAAAAUCCUCCGGUGGGGAACUGGGGCUCCCUCGGUAAGGAAGGAGGCAAAGGCAACGCGAAGGGAAACUACAAUACCAAGGGACCCGCGAAGGGUUCCAGGAUGCAGGAGCUCGAGCGUGAAAUCGAAGUGUUACGCAAGGAACGUGCUCGGCUCGAGUCCAAUCUGCGUGAGACGUCCUGCGACGCUCAGAAUCUUCACGAGUUACGCGCCGAGCUCGCCUCUCUCAAGGAGCAGCAUAGCUUGGAGUUAGACCGUCUCACUGAGGAGAACGAAGCUCUUCGUGCUAGACUUAGGGACGUAGCACAUUCUCCAUUGUCAGAUUCAGAGAAGCAGCAGCUACUUCUGGAUGCAUCAAGAUUACACAAUUCUGCACCAGCAUCAAUAGCAAUCCCUCAAGAUGAAGGUUCUACGCCUGUCUCUACUGUACCCCAGGACAGUGCUCAGUGCAUCACCCCAGAUUGGGACAAACAUUCUUCCAGUUCUGUAUCAGAAGUUUCUGUUGCAUGUCUGCAGGAUAGAAUUUUGCAAAUGGAAGAAACGCAUUAUUCAACAAACGAAGAGCUACAGGCAACAAUACAAGAAUUAAGCGAUCUACAAGCACAGCUUACAGAACUACAGGCUGACAAUGAAAGGUUAACAGAAGAGAAAGAUGUACUUCUGGAGUCACUGUGUAGGCAAACUGAGAAGCUUGAAGAUUCACGUUCCAAGGUCGAUACGUUACAAGGUUUGCUGUUAAGAGAGGAACAACCACAGGAAUCUUCUAAAGGAUACAACACAGAGAGAGAGCAAAAAUUAGUAGAUCUUUUAAAAAGUGCGCAAGAGGAACGAGAAUCUUUGCUACAGAAACAGGAGGAAUUAACGUCCGAGCUGAAAGGUUUGCGAGCGGCAGCCGAGGUCAGCGCUGCAGAAACUGAACGGUUGACGAAAUGUGUACACCUGCUUGAAUCGACGGUGGACGCGACGAACAUUGAACGAAAACAGCUAGAUAUGGAAUUGGCAGAGGCCAGGCAAGAGGGUGCAAAUCGAAGCAUAGAAAUUAGCAGGCUAGCCACGUUACUGGAAAAUGCACGGGCCAAAAUCGAAGAGCUGGAACAGUCGCGUCAGGUGGAAAGCAAAAGCGAAGCGGAUGAAUUGUUGGAUGCAGCCAGGAGAGAGAAAGACACGCUAGAAACGCAAGCGGCAGCUCUGCAGGAGCAGUUGGCGCGCUCGCAUUGCGAUCAUGAUCGUCUUAGGGAUCAAUACUCGCAGCUUCAAGAAGAAUAUAAAGUAGCACGCAAUAAUGCAAAAUCGGCUAUCGACGAUUUGGAGUACAGAUUAAAUCAGUUGAAAGACGAACGAUUAUCGGUGAGCACAGAGCUUCAACUCGUACGGGACUCCUUGACGGAAUUGCAGACGCAGUGUCAGAGGCAUUUGGAAGACAAGAGGGAACUGAAAGCUGCGUUAAACGAAGCGCAACGAAGAGAACGCGACGCUCAGGCGCGCCAGUAUGAGUUGGAACGCGCUUUGGCAGAGGAACAAAAACUGAGACAAGAGGAGGUCGCUGAAUGGGAACAAUUUCAAACAGACUUACUAAUGACCGUGCGAGUCGCGAAUGACUUUAAAACGGAAGCCCAGAGCGAGCUGGAGCGCGUCGUUAUGGAAAACAAGACGCAGCGCGAUAAGCUCAGAGCGCUAGAAGCGCAGCUUGAUAAGCUCAAUAAGGGCAGCACUCCAGUCCCCCAAUGUAAGACAUUCGGUAACACGAUUGGAUUUAGUCGCAAACCUGCGAGCAAUAUAUUGAAACGCGGCCGUACUAUCAUAAAGAGGCGGCACGAAUCCAAGAAAGGCGCAUCACGGACUAAUAUGGUGAAAACAAUGACCGAACCGGAUCCGUUUAAAACAGAGAAUGUAAAGUGUCUACCCUUGAAUGAUGACGGUGAUUCAAUCAUAUCGGAAGAGCUAAAUUUAACGCUUCCGCGUGAAGACACGGAAUCAGGUGAUGAUAAUAAUGAGUUGUGUUCCAAGGAACCUAUUAAAUUAGAUGAGAAGCUGAUUUCUGGCGAAGAAGUCGAGUUUUGCCCUACUUUUGGUUCGGACGCGUUAGAUUUAGACAAGGCAAUCGAUGUGUCCACGUUGAACGUUGACAUGUUUGAAUUAAAUGAUGUUGCUUCUGCAAAUCCACGCAUACUGCAAAAGCAAUUAUCGAUAGAAUCGGAUCAUAUAGACGAGAAAUCAUUAAAUAAAGAGAUCUGUAAUCAUAAAAUCAUAGAUUCAAAUGAAAUGCUUGAGUUAACGGAAAAUUAUCGAAAAUUGUACAUCCCAAAUGUUUCCGCUUCCGAGGAAAGUCUAGUUGCAAAAUUGUCUUUGUUAAAAGACAUAAAAGGUAUUCAAAGCAUUGGAGAGGAUUCAGUUGGUAUAAAUAUCUCAAACAGUCGAUUUUACGUUCCUAAAAAUUAUUUAUUCCCCGGCGUAGAAAAUUCGAUGAAUGAUCUAAAGUUUGAAGUGGAUCCGGGAAUGAGAAAAGUGUUGCAAGAAUGUGCCCAAGCGAAUAGUAAUGCAGAAUGUUCACCAAGUAUCACGCAAGAAUCUCAGAAUGAACCAAAAUCGGAAGGGGAUAAAGAGAACUUGUCCAACGAAUUAAAUGUAACUUCAAAAUUAGGGAAUGAGCAUAACAACGAUUAUUUUCUCACAAAAAAACGUAGAUUAUUUUUGAAGAAGAAUGAAUCCAGAUCGGGUAGUGAAAUCGUCAACUCCCUUUUAGACAAUACCAUUCAUAACCGAAAUGUUUACAGUUCCACUUUAAGAAAUAAAAGCUUUUCUACUUCUUUGGAUAAUAUUAACUUUAAUAUAACCACUCAUUCUAUCGAUAUUCACGAUAAAUCAAAAAGCAAAGAGCCAUUGACCGAUGAUUGUGAUAAUAAUGAAGGAAGUGCCAUAGAAUAUAGAGAUAAAAAUGACCCUGUAUUUUCAAGACCACAGAGCGUUCCAACCGAGUCUUGUUUAUACAAACAAUCGGAAGAUUUAAAUGUAAAAAAGACAAACACAGAAAAUACUAGAAAAGAAAUGAACGAAAGGAGUGCAGCUACAUACACGGAGAAACAUAGUACGUAUCCAAUUCUAUCUUCUUUGGAAAAUUUGCCUGAAUCUACAAUCGAUACUUCAUUGGCGUCGAUGGCUUCACGAUUUACGUCAAAAGAGCCUGUAAAUUCGAGCUCGAAGAAAAGUAUUCGAUCAUCGGACUCAUUAAACUCGUUUGUUUUAACGCAAAGAACGUCUAAUGGACCUUCGAAAUUCGAUAACAAAUUGCAGGGGUCAAACAGGAAUUUGACCCUUUGCGAAGCGAAUCGUCUGAAGCGUAUGAAAUUCUUGAACAUGAAUUUAUCUCAGUCUGAAAUAAAUACAGAUGAACUGCCCGCGAUAAAUGGUUCCGUUGUCACAGACCAAAAGAGGCCGCCGAAGAAUGAAAUUAGAAUCGUGAACUCAGAUUCUAAGAUCGAUCAGAACGUUAGCGACUCCAUGUUCGUAUGCAAGGAUAAAGCACUGAUAGGGAGGACAUCGUCUUUAAGAGAGAAAUUUGAAACGAUCGUAGAAGACGUGGAACUAAGACCAGGCCGACAAAUAGGUACAAUACGCGACCCGAAUCAGAAGGUGAUACAGCAACCGCCGCAAAGGCCUGCGAGCACUCCGACUGAUACUCAGCAGUGUGUGUUAACCAGUGUACAACAAGAAAUUGCCGCACGCCGUAAAGCUAAUAUUUCUCGUCAAGAUUCGAGACUCUCCGUAAAAUGUCUGAUAGAGAGCAUAGAAAAUGCCACUAAACAAGCAAAAGCGGGACCCGGAAGUCGUAGCAGUUCCACGUCCUCCCUUAAUUCCAUUGGAACGAACGACAUAAUGACAUUAAAGGCUCCGCUCAGGGAUCAACAGCAGAUCAAUAACUUGAUCUGCACGGCGAAUUCGACAAAUAACAAUAAAACUCAAGCUGCGAUAGCCAGAAAGCCGUUGUCAGAAACAAAGUCAACACCUGUGGUGUUGAGCCCAGGUGAGCUGCUGGACUCGGCCGCUCUGAAUGCCAAGGCGAUCGACUUUGUACGUCGCAACAGCGUGACAGACUUGUCAGAACGCAAAGAUCCUCUUUGCGGUCUGAUCAAGAACGGGGGCUCGAAACGAAACGCUUUGCUCAAAUGGUGUCAGAACAAAACGUUAGGCUACCGGAAUAUCGACAUAACGAAUUUCAGUAGCUCCUGGAAUGACGGUUUGGCGCUUUGCGCCAUCCUUCAUUCCUACCUACCACACAAGGUACCCUACGACACGUUAACGCCGGUGGAGAAGCGAAGAAAUUUUUCUAUUGCUUUCUCCGCCGCUGAGAGCGUUGGAAUACCUACCACACUGAACAUAGGUGAAAUGUGUCAAUUAGAACGACCUGAUUGGCAACAAGUCAUGACAUACGUGACCAGUAUUUACAAACAUUUUGAAACGUAAUUUUGGUUCAGUGUCCUCGUAUCAUCGAGGGAGGCUCUCCCCACUGAAUGCCCUUAAAACUUUUCGCGAGAGUGAAUAAGAACAAGAUCAUCUAGUCAACCAAAUUCUAUAAGACAAAAUUUCGCAAGGACUAUUUCGUGGAUUUCCAAGGAUCGCUGGAUCAGCUUUGCCUGCACCUAACCGCUUGUACAUGAUCGCGAGUGUUUCGAAGUACCCAGAAUUCGAUGGAAGACUAAACACCAAAUGGAAUUGCUUUUCACUAUGAGACUGAAUGUUUAUAUACACAUGCAUAUAUAGGAAGAACGCGGGGAUAAAGAACUGCAGGCAAGUGGCUAAUAGAUACCGCUGCCUUCUCUAUUAACACGGAAAAAAGUAAACGCGAAUAUAUAUAUGUAUACGUGAAUUACGAAGUCCUUUGUGUGUGAAUAUGUAUGCUUCAGUGCCUCCUUGGCAAAGCCAACGUAUUAUUACUGUACAAGAGAGAUUUUUUACAUCGUGGUCUUGCAUCUUUGUAACAAAUCAAGUGUCGAAUAUUUCCGUUCCUCGUACUGAGUAUUUUUGUACUUGUAUUAUUUUUCGAGAAACUUUUGUAAAGUUUACGAAUAAUGUACAGAACGAAGCGCCUUAAUUUAAAAUACCUAAUUUAUUGUAUUAGUCAUGAUUAGUACACUACGAAGCCGAGCAGCAAAUUAUAUUAGAGAACGUCGUUUAAGUUCUGCAUUUUGAGAUAGUGAGGAACGAACGAAUAAGGAUUAAGUUCUCUGUGAUAUAGCGAAAUAGCCCCAAAACAGAGAUGAAAACGUUGUCGUUAUUGCUCUUAUUAUUAUUACGAUUAUUAUUAGAAUUAUUACUACUAUUAUUAUCAUCCUCAUCGUCAUUGUUGUACCAUUGUAGACAAUACGC